GUAUGGGGGGGGGGGGGGGGGGGGGCAGGAGGUCUAUAGAUGUGUGUCGAGCAAUGGGUCUGUGGCUUUGGUGUUCCAUCUGUCAACACGCCACGGAGCCUGACGCAAGCUAGCAGAGGAAGGGGGACUGGCACGGAGCAGAACAAGGCUCUCGGCAGACAAUUGGAGCAGGAAGCGAGGAAGGAAAGGGGGCUUUCACCCGGAGGAAGACUGGCAAACUCGUUGGGAUUGUGACAAGACAGCCACACAGUAGCUGCAGAGACCACCCAUUCUGUGCAGUAUUAAUCCUCACAUCUCCUGCAGUCACAGAGCAUAAGGACACAAGACGAAGCUUUCUCAUCCCUCUUAAGAUCCACCAAAGAUCAGAAAAAUGAACACCAGCCUGUCAAACACUUCCAUCAAGUGUGUUCGGGACACCAGUGUGACGGCUGUGGUCUUCCCCUGCCUGUACAGCGUCCUCUUUGUAGUCGCCCUGAUACUGAACUCUCUGGCUGCAUGGAUCUUCUUCAACAUCCCCAGCACCUCAACAUUUGUGGUCUUUCUAAAAAAUGUGGUGGUGGCUGAUUUGCUGAUGACCCUGACCAUCCCUCUGAGAGUCUUGAGUGAUGCAGGCGUGGGCUCCUGGAGACUACGUGCCUUCCACUGCCGGUACUCUGCCGUCCUCUUCUACAUCACUAUGUACAUCAGCAUCCUCCUGCUGGGCCUCAUCAGUCUGGACCGCUACCUGAAGAUAGUCAAGCCGUUUGGGAAGAGCCCUCUGCAGCGGGUCCGUGUUGGUCAAGUGCUGAGCGCGGUUAUCUGGGUGGUGAUGCUUUCUCUGGCGCUGCCCAAUGUCAUCCUAAGCGACCAGCCGGCCCGGAUUACUGGGGGCCGACUGAAGUGCACCUCCAUGAAGAGCAGAGCCGGCCUGCUGUGGCACGAGGGAUUCAACUACUUCUGUCAGGUUGUUUUCUGGGGCACGCUGGCCUUGAUGGUGGUUUGCUACACCUUCAUAAGCAAGAAGGUUUAUGAGUCCUACAAAGCCUCCAAGAGCAAAUGUCAAGCGACAAGCCGCAGAACCAAGGCAAAGGUGUUUGUAGUGGUGGGGGUGUUUUUCAUCUGCUUUGCCCCAUUUCACUUUGCACGCGUGCCCUACACUCUGACCCAGACGGGCAGCAUGGCAAGUCACUGCCGGGCGCAGAACGCACUCUACAUCGCCAAGGAAACCACUCUGUGGCUGUCAGCCACUAAUGUGUGCCUGGACCCGCUCAUCUAUGUGUUCCUGUGUAGGGUUUUCAGGAAAAAACUGACAGCCGCACUGUGUCACAAGCCGCUCCACAAAGCUACCAUGGAGUCUCCCACAGUGACGUCAACCCAGCUGGAGAUGUCACACAUAGCCCAAAGUAACUGACCAGGAUGCAACAGGAACACAUGGGACAAUGUACAAAGGGACAUGAUUAAUUACUGUAACUGUGUAGGCGGCGGGAGGCCAAAAGAAGGUGUAUUACUUGGAUAAAUAUAUAUUUUUUAAAGGCAAAGGUUGUAAAUAUUUUAAUGCAAGAGUACAAAGUAGUUAUGCCAACCAUGAGAAGUGUUUUUGAUAAGAGUACUUAACCAAGCACUUUUGUUUGCUUAGUCAUCCAACACAUUUCCUUUCUAUCAUGUUUUACUUCCUCUGCUCUAAUCUCCUCCAGACUGCACUUUCCCUUCACCGAACAUUGGCCAAAGGGUGAACAUGUUGAGCAUGUAAUCGGUCUCCAAUGAUCGCUCGGCGAAACCACGGACUGAACCAUUACACGAGCAGGGGGAACAUAACUGCAAUAGGCACAGCUUAAAGCUAUAACUACUGUGUAUAAAGAACAAUAGUAUUAUCGUAAUAAAAUUAAUAUUUUAGAUACUAAA
Messenger RNA from Labrus mixtus (cuckoo wrasse), 1881 nucleotides. RefSeq names its product P2Y purinoceptor 13-like. Gene Ontology annotation, molecular function: G protein-coupled purinergic nucleotide receptor activity. Gene Ontology annotation, cellular component: membrane. Lineage: Eukaryota; Metazoa; Chordata; Actinopteri; Labriformes; Labridae. Gene Ontology annotation, biological process: negative regulation of adenylate cyclase activity; G protein-coupled receptor signaling pathway. The transcript is spliced from 5 exons. Bases 371 to 1390 code for a protein of 339 amino acids. The record is from RefSeq and is a predicted model, not a curated record.